AUGAGUAAUUCAAAAAACUUGGGUGGAUCCUCAUCUCAAGCUCCAGGGAGGCAUGGAGGAGCUCCUCAUUAUUCGUUCAAUUCUCAUAUGUCUUUAACCACCAACGAUGUGUCAAUGAAUGCCAUCAACAAACAUUCUGUAAUGGAAACCGUCUUUCUUAAAAUCCCUAAUGGAUUUGAUGUGAUAAGUUGUGUGGUGCAAUUUGCACAGCAUUUUGGGGUUUCUGUAACUGUGCUUACUGGCCAAGGACUCAUUUCUGAUGUUGUUGUGUAUCCACGAGGUGUAAUCCGUCCGCCAUACGUUUCUACGAUGAUUUCUUUUUCUGGGACUUACAGUUGUUUGAAUGCUGCUUCUAGAGACAUUAUUAGUUGUUUUCAUGUUCAAUUUGCAGAUGCAGCAGGUAAUGUUAUUGGAGGACGGAUUCACUCUCAGAUGAAAGCCGCAAGUAUUAUUACGCUUGUUCUUGCCGUUUCUACACAAGUCUGA
Messenger RNA from Daucus carota subsp. sativus, 486 nucleotides. RefSeq names its product AT-hook motif nuclear-localized protein 23-like. Gene Ontology annotation, molecular function: DNA-binding transcription factor activity; minor groove of adenine-thymine-rich DNA binding. Gene Ontology annotation, cellular component: nucleus. NCBI's taxonomy places the organism in Eukaryota, Viridiplantae, Streptophyta, Magnoliopsida, Apiales, Apiaceae. The coding region runs from base 1 to 486 and encodes 161 amino acids. The transcript has a single exon. The record is from RefSeq and is a predicted model, not a curated record.